Molecule: messenger RNA, 633 nt
Organism: Saprolegnia parasitica CBS 223.65
Lineage: Eukaryota; Oomycota; Saprolegniomycetes; Saprolegniales; Saprolegniaceae
Exons: 3
Coding region: 91-579 (162 amino acids)
Source: RefSeq, a predicted model, not a curated record
CCCAACUUUAUUUGGACACUGGCGAUCUUGCGAAAGGGCACUCUUGGCGGCGCGUGGCUAGAGUCGGAUUUGCCCCGGAUUACGCAAGUGAUGGACCACGGACCGAUCGGAAUGGCGCAUCCGAGUGUCAACGUUGACGGCAUCGUCACGGGCCGCUGGAAGAUUGGUAUCUUUGGCUGCCUUGACACGUGCAUUCCCAACACGGCGAUGGUGACGAUUUGCCCAUGCGUGAGCCUUGCGCAGGUCACGACGCGCAUCGGGUAUGGCGAGUACUUUCUGCACGUGCUCCUCGCGUCCUUCUUCCUCUACAUCAUGUACCUCACCUUGUGCUUCGUCGAUGCGAUGUGGUUCCAAAUCAUCGUCGGCAUCCUCAGCUUUAUCAUGUUUCUCUUCAUGUGCCACCUGCGCUGCAAGGUGCGCGAUCUCUUUCACAUUCCCGGCUCGAUCAUCGAGGAUUGUCUCUGCGCGCUCUUUUGCGGCUGCUGCUCGUUGGCGCAAAUGGCGACCCACGUCGAGUCGUACAAGCCCGGUGACUGCCAGUUUGAAGCCCGCGCGACCCUUCCGUCGUUCCAAGUCUAGUCGCGUUUUCUCACCAGUGCCCUCGUCAUAUAAUUGCUUUAUGUUAUCCUCUGA